GACGCUGGACCACAGAUAAGGGACUGGAGGUCGUCUCCUUUUUCUUCCUUUUUUCGAAAUUCUGUUACUAUGGCCUCACGUCACGGCUCUCUGGCAUGGGCGGCGGUGAGGUUGUGUCUCGUGCUGUGUGCUUGCGGAGUGGUGUCGGCGAAUACUAUGACCAAGAGGAGUAAAUUCGGCUCGGAUGGAGGAGGAGGAGGAGAAGGAAUGGGAAGGGGAGGAGGAGGAGAAAGAGGUGGACGAGGAACAGAAAUGGAAGGGAAAGCGGCAGGAGGAGGAGGAGGAGGAGGAGGAGGAGGAGGGAGCCCCAAGGGAAGGAGUUCCGUCGUGAAGCUGAUAGAGGAACCCGACUGCAAGGAAGACAUCGAGAGGAUCUGCAGGGACAACUUGAGGAACAACUUCGCCGUCUUGGAGUGUCUGCAGAACGAGAGGAGAGACAUCCGUGAGGUAGUGAGCGAUAAGUGCAACCAUCUCCUAUGGACCUACAAAGUGAACUUGACACGCAGCGGAAAGAUAGAGGAUCUGGCCAAGGGAGUGUGCGAGGAUGACAUGCAGAACAUCCCUGCUUGCAAGGGCCAGUCCAUGCCCGGUCACACUAUCUCCUGCAUGACUGAGAAGAUGGAUGAGAUCAAGGAUGAACGCUGCAGACAGUACCUCCUACGGCUUGAAGCCAUUGUGUUCAGUGACUAUCGUCUUGUGGAGAACAUGAUGAACGAUUGCCAGGAGGAAAUUGCCAACCAUUCUUGUGGGCGUGUCCAGGUGUCCCAGGAGGGCACUCCACAUUCACAGGGUGAUACCAUAGAGUGUCUCUCCACUAAGGUGCUUGAUCUGAGGCCUGCUUGCCGUAAACAGAUUUUGAGACUGGCUGAACUGCAGGCCGAUGACUUCCACCUUGACCGAGCACUUUUCUUCGCCUGCCGUGAUGACCGGGAGAAGUUCUGUGAAAAGACUCGGGCGGGAGAGGGACGGGUCUACAAGUGCCUCAUGAAGCACAAGAUGGAGCGAGGAAUGAGCAAAGAGUGUGUGGAACAAAUGACCCGGAGGCAGAAGUUAAUGGUGCGGGACUACCAGGUAAGUCGGGGCUUGGUCAGGGCCUGCCGCUCAGCCAUCUCGGAGAAUCAGUGCCGCCGUGGCCUCGGAGACCAGAACCACGAUGUGAAGCUCUCCCAUAUCCUGCUGUGUCUGGAGGAUGCUGAGAAGAAAGCAGGCAAGGACAUUGAACGGGCGUGCAAGGAGGAGAUGCUCACACACCGCAGGAUGCUGAUGGAGGACUAUCAACUCUCACCUGAUCUUUUGGUCGACUGCUCCAAAGACAUCAGCCAGUUCUGCCAUGAUGGUAUAGAAACUGGUGGGCGCACUCUCCACUGCCUUAUGAAACAUGCUCAUAGUCAUAAUCAGCAGGAGACAAUAUCGGAUGUCUGCAAGAGAAGGCUACAAGAGACCAUCAAACAGUCAGACGCAGGAGAAGACUGGAGGGCUGAUCCUGUACUCUACGAAGCUUGCUUUAGGAUGGUGGAGUCGAACUGUAGAGCCUAUCGUGGUGGCAAUGCAAGGAAACUGGUGUCUGAUUCCCGUAGGGUACUGCGGUGCCUUAUGCAACACUUGGAUUCCCCCGAGAUGCCUACUGCAUGCGAGGCUGCCCUGCUUGAAAUACAGUACUUUAUAGCCCGUGACUGGAGAAUGGAUCCAGCGCUUUAUGCAGCAUGUUCAGAAAAUGCCGAGCGGCUCUGUGGGGCUAGGAGGAGCUGGUUCAAUGUGAAUACAUCUGAUCCUGAAGGGGGAGGCAAGCGUCGGUUUGAAUCUGAGGGAGGCAAGAAGUCAAAGGUAGAGCAAGUGCUGCCUUGCUUAUUCCGAUAUGUGUACCACCCCAGCCCCAAACUGAGAUUGAACAGCACUUGUGCUGAGGAAGUGCAGAGAGUGAUGCAGGAACGGGCAGCCCACGUGGACCUUCACCCAGAGAUUGAGAGGGUGUGCAUGGGAGAAUUAGGGAAGUACUGCUCCUCCCACACUGGCCCUGGUGAAGAAAUUGCCUGUCUUCAAGACAACAUGGAAAUGUUGGAAAGAGAAUGCAAGGAAGUUGUUGGAAACUACACAGAGGCUGAAGCAAAAAACACAGGCCUGAACGCACAACUUACAAUGCAGUGUGCUUCUGUUAUCCCACAGGUCUGUGGUACAGUGCCCCAGCCUGACACUGAUGGUGCGCUAAUGGAAUGCUUGAUUCGACACAAAAACACAGAGCUGGUGAGAAACAACCACAAAUGCAGGGCUGUCAUUGAGCACUUCCAGCUCUUGGCACUGAAGGACUAUACAUUCUCACCAAAGUUUAAGGAGUCCUGCCAAGUUGAUGUUGCCAAGUUCUGUGGCAGACCCAAGCCUAAAAACAAAGCUGAUGUGAUUGAGUGUUUAAGUACUCAAGUCCGCGACGCUGUCCUCAGUGAUGACCGUCACAAGAUUUCUAAGGCCUGUCGCCACCAGCUCCGCCAGCAGCUCAUGCAGAGGCACGAAAGUAUAAAGCUUGAUCCCAAGCUCCAGCGACACUGCUCAAAUGACGUGACCCGAUUCUGCAAAGAUGUUAGUCGUGGCAGAGGAGCAGUCCUUGAGUGUCUCAGGCAAAACAAGCAGAAUCUGUCAAGUGAGUGCCACAAUGUGGUGUUCCUUCGAGAGGAAGAGGAACAGCAAGACCCAGGCACUGAUGUGGUUCUUGUCAGCACAUGUAAGCAGAUGAUCCAGCAGUACUGCUACGACAUCCCCACUGAGCAGUACCUUUCUUGCCUUAAGAAAAGGAAAAAUGAACUGAACUUUGAUCCAAUGUGUCGCCAAGUUAUCGUUCGACGAAUGGUGGAGCAGACAACCGACGUACGACUCAACCCUGAUCUGUACCGAGCUUGCAGGCGUGACAUGGCCAAGUUUUGCAGCGAGUUGGUUCAGAGGAUGGAAUUGAGCAGUACAGAGCUCAAUGGGGGACUGACAGAAUGCUUAAAGGAACAACUUCCGACUAAGAGGUUGAGCGCAACAUGUAAAAUGCAGGUGCUCACCAUGGCAAGGAGUUCUGCACUAGACUACAACAUGGACCCAAUCCUUCUCACCAACUGCAAGGAUGAUAUGAAUGUCCUGUGCCAUGACUACCUGAACAACGACGGCGGAGGCAAGAUGGAAGAGUGCCUGAAGCUGCACUUUGACACAGGUCGUCUCCAGUCAGAAGAAUGCAAGAUCCACAUAGCCCACGUUAUUGAUACUCAACGUGCAGACAUACACGUUGACCCCAUCCUUAAUGAGGCUUGUGGAAUAGAUGACAAUAAGUACUGUGAGGGCAAGGAGAAAGGACAGCACCUGGCUUGUCUGCUUGAUGUCUUAGAGAGGAACCCGAACGGCCUCAAAGAGGACUGCAGCAAAAAGCUCCGUGACAGGAAACAGAUGUUUAGUGCAGCUUACAAGAUCUCACACCUGAAGUCCAUUGAGGACAUUGUCAACCAUGUGUCCGCCUCGCCAGAGAGGAACUACAUCCUGUUGGUCUUUGUGACGGCCAUAGGCAUCAUCUUUGUUGGAGGAUUGUUCUGUGGGCGAGCCACCAAACGUUACAAGUUGCUCAAGGAUAGAUAAGAGUCGGUAGUCUCCAUAGAUAAUGGGCGUGUAGAUAUAACAACGUGUUAAUCUGGGUUGAUAACAGAUUUAUAAUUUUUAUUAGACUGAAUGGAUAGCAUGUCUGUUGUGUGUACGUGUUUGGAGUCUUGUUUGUGUGCGAGAGAGAGAGGAAUGUUUGUGUAAAAUGAGAGAUUUCUUAGUAUUUAAGAUUCUGAUAACUGUUUGCUGGAUGUUGUUGGAGGAAGAAUAUAUUCUGUAUCUGUUAAGUAAGUGUGUGAAAGAAAUGAGUUUUGGAAAGUGCAUCCAUCAAGUGGAAGUAAUGAGUACCCUUUGUGAGUGAUUUGUGUGUUGAAUUUGUUUUAUUAUGUAAAAAACGGUAUAAGUGUUAAGAAAAUUAAUAGAAUGUUGUCUGUUAUGAUACAAAAGGACAAGAAAAAAUGCUAAAGAACAGAAAAUAAACAAGGUCAUGAUCAAAUUCUUGAACAUCAUUUUCAGGUGCUAAUAAACUGUACUAGUUGAUUCAGCCAUUUGACAGGGCAACAUCACUAAAUUAUGAGAUUUAAAAGUAAAGAAAUAAAACUGCUUCAGGUAACAAUCAUGGAAAAAAAAGAAGAGAUCCUGGAAAAUAAAUCAGACCUGUUAGCGAGGACUUUGCCAAAUACUUUUCAGUUUCAUCUUGAUAUUAUUGUUAUUCUUAUGUUACUCAAGCUUUGCUGUACAAGGGUGCAGAUUGUUUUUAAUUAUCAAGAUUUCUCAAAUUUAAGGGAAUACUGUGUUAGGUUGAAACUGUCCUACUGAACAGUUACAAUCAGAGGAGAUGUUUGUAUCAAGCAUUCAUUUUAAUGUAUUUUGAUAUUGAGCAAUUAUUCAGUCUUAUUGCAGUUGUAUGGUUUCAUAUCAAAGGAAAAGGCUUACCAUGUUAACUGUAGUAUGAUGAAUAUAUCUGGUAUAGUAUUCUACAAGAUAUACUUCGAAUAUGAAUAUAUGAUGGGUUGAGAGUGACUUUUCUUUACUUCUUUAUUAUAUUUUCUAAAUUUGUAACAGGCCUGUGGAGGAUAAGACUGGAAGCAGUGUUGAUCAGGUGUACUUGCAA
Penaeus indicus is the source of this 4675-nucleotide messenger RNA. It is a transcript of the gene Glg1, whose product is annotated as Golgi apparatus protein 1-like. NCBI's taxonomy places the organism in Eukaryota, Metazoa, Arthropoda, Malacostraca, Decapoda, Penaeidae. Gene Ontology annotation, molecular function: fibroblast growth factor binding. The transcript is spliced from 20 exons. Gene Ontology annotation, cellular component: Golgi membrane. Bases 70 to 3600 code for a protein of 1176 amino acids. The record is from RefSeq and is a predicted model, not a curated record.